This is a messenger RNA of Ahaetulla prasina, 1273 nucleotides long. Its product is annotated as histone H3.3A. Gene Ontology annotation, cellular component: nucleosome. Lineage: Eukaryota; Metazoa; Chordata; Lepidosauria; Squamata; Colubridae. The transcript is spliced from 4 exons. The record is from RefSeq and is a predicted model, not a curated record. Gene Ontology annotation, molecular function: protein heterodimerization activity; structural constituent of chromatin; DNA binding. Bases 189 to 599 code for a protein of 136 amino acids.
CGGUGCAUGAUGGUUAAAAAGCCUGGCCCUGGAACCCGCCAUUUUCUGUGGGGGCAGGCGGGAAAGGCGGGAAGUCGGCGAGGAAGGCAGCGCGAGCGCGGCCGCGACACGACCCACGGCGCCCACGGUCGCAGAAGCGCGAGGCGGACGAGCUGAGCAGAGGUUUUGCAUCCUGAGAAACUUCCAGAAUGGCCCGUACCAAGCAGACUGCCCGUAAAUCCACUGGUGGAAAAGCGCCACGAAAGCAGCUGGCCACAAAAGCUGCUCGAAAAAGUGCACCAUCGACUGGUGGAGUGAAAAAACCUCACCGUUACAGGCCUGGCACGGUGGCCCUGCGAGAAAUCCGGCGGUAUCAAAAAUCCACAGAGUUGCUGAUCCGGAAGCUGCCCUUCCAACGCCUGGUCCGUGAAAUUGCUCAGGAUUUCAAGACAGACCUGCGGUUCCAGAGUGCUGCCAUCGGGGCUUUGCAGGAAGCCAGCGAGGCCUACCUUGUGGGUCUGUUUGAAGAUACCAACCUGUGUGCCAUCCAUGCCAAGCGGGUCACUAUCAUGCCAAAAGACAUACAGCUGGCCCGCCGCAUCCGUGGUGAAAGAGCUUAAAAGUUCCAGUCCCCUUCCAACACUUAAGCACCCUCUUUUCUUGGCAGCCUCCAUCCUGCUCGUGUAUUAGAAUACACUCCAGGUUUUCCUUUUCUCUCUCUUUCUCUCCCUCUCUCUCCCCCCUCCCCCCCAGCUCUCCUACUCCUGUUUGUAGUAGCUAGGACAUGUGAGGAAAGUUAGAUAAUCUAUCAUAGUAGCUCUCCAAGGUUCAGGAGACCUGAUUGCUGUUCAUCAUGUACAAGCAAAAAACAAAACAAAAACAAAACGAAAGAAAACAAAACCUUUGAAAUCUGCAAGACGUCUGGAUAAUGUUUUUUUGUAAAACUUUUUUGUUUCCAGAAUUGCAAAAAAAGAAAAAGAAAAAAAAAAUCCAAACCCAACCAGGGGACAUUUUUGAAACGAUCCGGUUUUAUAUACAAAACUUUAAAAAUAUAGUUGUAGGACAUUUUAGCGAUAUAAAGAGUUUUUGGUCUUGAGUUUGUAAAAGUGUUUUGCAAAGCACUACACACUUCUGUUUACCGUGUGGAGUUUUUUCCUUCUUCUUUGUAUUUAGACGAGUGCUUUCUUUGAUUUCCUCUUUUCCAUUUGUCUUGUGUCUGUGACUCUAACCUUUGUAUCAAUAGGGAACCACCUUGAGACAGUAAGGAAACAAAAUAAAUGUUGAAUGAAAACAA